This is a messenger RNA of Lepus europaeus (European hare), 2805 nucleotides long. It is a transcript of the gene MSH4, whose product is annotated as mutS homolog 4. The record is from RefSeq and is a predicted model, not a curated record. Gene Ontology annotation, cellular component: nucleus. Gene Ontology annotation, biological process: reciprocal meiotic recombination; mismatch repair. The transcript is spliced from 20 exons. NCBI's taxonomy places the organism in Eukaryota, Metazoa, Chordata, Mammalia, Lagomorpha, Leporidae. Bases 1 to 2805 code for a protein of 934 amino acids. Gene Ontology annotation, molecular function: mismatched DNA binding; ATP binding; ATP-dependent DNA damage sensor activity.
AUGUUGAGACGUGAGAGCUCUUCAACCUCGCCUUCCGCCCCUGCGGUUUCUCAGUCGUCGGGAGAGGCUGCCUCCCAGGGUCCCCGCUACAAUUUCGGACUCCAGGAUGCUUCUCAGAGCCGCUCUUCGGGCCAGGCCUUCCCUGCGUCCACCCCGCCAGGCACGUCUGGAGUCGCCGGCGACAGGAGCAGCAGCAACAGCACCUUCCUCUGCCCUCCGAGCGCUGGGCCCGCUCAAGGUUCAUACUUUGGAAACAAAAGGUCUUAUGUGGAAACUGCAGUUGCAUCAAAUUUUACUUUUGGCACAAGCUCAUCCUCUGCACCAGAUACUAAGUAUCCUCAAGCACUUAAAACUCCAUUCCCUGCUGGAAAUCAGCAAAGACAAGGGUAUAAAACUUGGACACCGCAAGUAGGAUAUUCAGCUACAUCAUCCUCUGCAGUGUCUGCACAUACCCCAUCAGUUAUUGUAGCUGUUGUAGAAGGGAGAGGACUUGCCAGAGGUGAAAUAGGAAUGGCAAGUAUUGAUUUAAAAAGCCCACAGAUUAUAUUAUCUCAGUUUGCAGACAACACAACAUAUGCAAAGGUGAUCACUAAGCUCAAAAUUUUAUCACCUUUGGAAAUAAUAAUGUCAAAUACUGCUUGUGUUGUGGGGAAUUCAACCAAGUUAUUUACUCUGAUCACAGAAAAUUUCAAGAACGUUAAUUUUACUACUGUCCAAAGGAAAUACUUCAAUGAAACAAAAGGAUUAGAGUACAUUGAACAGUUUUGCACAGCAGAAUUCAGCACUGUCCUAAUGGAGGUUCAGUCCAAAUAUUACUGUCUUGCAGCUGUUGCAGCUUUGUUAAAAUAUGUUGAAUUUAUUCAAAAUUCAGUUUAUGCACCCAAAUCGCUGAAGAUUUGUUUCCAAGGUAGUGAACAGACAGCAAUGAUAGAUUCAUCAUCAGCCCAAAACCUUGAAUUGCUAGUUAAUAACCAAGACUGUAGGAAUAAUCACACACUCUUUGGUGUUCUGAAUUAUACUAAGACUCCUGGAGGGAGUAGAAGACUUCGUUCUAAUAUAUUAGAACCUCUAGUUGAUAUUGAAACCAUUAACAUGAGAUUAGAUUGUGUUCAAGAGCUACUUCAAGAUGAGGAACUCUUUUUUGGACUUCAAUCAGUUAUUUCAAGAUUUCUUGAUACAGAGCAGCUUCUUUCUGUUUUAGUACAAAUUCCAAAACAAGACACGGUUAAUGCAGCUGAAUCAAAGAUAACAAAUUUAAUAUACCUAAAACAUACCUUGGAACUUGUGGAUCCUCUAAAGAUUUCUCUGAAGAACUGUAACACACCUUUGUUAAGAGCAUAUUAUGGUUCCUUGGAAGAUAAAAGGUUUGGAAUCAUACUUGAAAAGAUUAAAACAGUAAUUAAUGAUGAUGCAAAACACAUGAAGGGAUGCCUGAACAUGAGGACUCAGAAGUGCUAUGCAGUGAGAUCUAAUAUAAAUGAAUUUCUUGACAUAGCUAGAAGAACAUAUACAGAGAUUGUUGAUGAUAUAGCAGGAAUGAUAUCGCAGCUGGCGGAAAAAUAUAAUCUUCCUUUAAGGACAAGUUUUAGUUCUGCUCGAGGAUUUUUCAUCCAAAUGACUAUAGAUUGCACAGCUCUACCCAAUGAUCAACUUCCUUCAGAAUUUAUCAAGAUUUCUAAAGUGAAAAAUUCUUACAGCUUUACAUCAACAGAUUUAAUUAAAAUGAAUGAAAGAUGCCAAGAAUCUUUGCGAGAGAUCUAUCACAUGACUUAUAUGAUAGUAUGCAAACUGUUGAGUGAGAUUUACGAGCAUAUUCAUUGCUUAUAUAAACUGUCUGACACUGUGUCAAUGCUCGAUAUGCUGCUUUCCUUUGCCCAUGCCUGCACUCUUUCUGACUAUGUUCGACCAGAGUUUACUGAUACUUUAGCAAUCAAACAGGGAUGGCAUCCCAUUCUUGAAAAAAUAUCUUUGGAAAAACCUGUUCCUAAUAAUACCUAUAUUACAGAAGGAAGUAAUUUUUUGAUCAUAACUGGACCAAAUAUGAGUGGCAAAUCUACAUAUUUAAAGCAAAUUGCUCUUUCUCAGAUUAUGGCCCAGAUUGGAUCUUAUGUUCCAGCAGAAUAUUCUUCCUUUAGAAUUGCUGAACAAAUCUUUACAAGAAUCAGCACUGAUGAUGAUAUUGAAACAAAUUCAUCAACAUUUAUGAAGGAAAUGAAAGAGAUAGCAUAUAUUCUACAUAAUGCUAAUGACAAAUCACUCAUACUAAUUGAUGAACUUGGCAGAAGUACUAAUACAGAAGAAGGUAUUGGUAUAUGUUAUGCUGUGUGUGAAUAUCUGCUGAGCUUAAAGGCAUUUACAAUGUUUGCUACUCAUUUCCUGGAACUAUGCCAUAUAGAUGUCCUGUAUCCCAAUGUAGAAAACAUGCAUUUUGAAGUUCAACAUGUAAAGAAUGCCUCAAGAAAUAAAGAAGCAAUUUUGUAUACCUACAGACUUUCUAAGGGUCUCACAGAAGAAAAAAAUUAUGGCUUAAAAGCUGCAGAGGCAUCAUCACUUCCAUCAUCAAUUAUCCUGGAUGCCAGAGAAAUCACAAGACAAAUUGCAAGACAAAUUUUGCAAAACCAAAGGAGUACCCCUGAGAUGGAAAAACAGAGAGCUGUGUACCAUCUAGCCACGAGGCUUAUACAAACUGCUAGAAAUUCUCAGUUGAAUCCAGAGAGUUUACGAACAUAUUUACUUAAUCUGAGGAAGAAAUAUGAAGAAGAUUUUCUCACGCCUGACCAAGUUCCAGAAAAUACAGAAGAAUAA